CAUGGCUCGAUCCACGCCCACGGGGGUCGCUCCAUGUUAUUCUGGGCCUUUCUGGGCCAUAAUGACAUUACGAAAUCUAAUUCCAAAGCAAAAUUGGCUGUGAAAGUUAAAUUCCUUGGGAUUCGAGGGAUUUCUGGCUGCAAAUGCUGAUUUUCAUGAUUUUCGAAGAAUUGCAGGUGCCAGCAAUUGGUUUAGCCAAAGAGGCGCCAAAGUGGGGCCGCCUCAUGCGCACGGGCCGCUUUGCCAAGCCCCGUCGAUAUAUCCCCGAUUUUCGAACCUAAACUUCUAUUCCCCCAGCAGCAAUUGGAUUAGGUAAGUCGCCCCCUGUCCCAUCGAUUUCCAGCUUUUUCGAAAAUAUAAUUGUACAUUUCGGCGCCUACUACCUCCUAUUCGCUCAUCAUGGAUCUCGAUGCGGUCUCGAACGACUUCAUGCGCCAUGGCAGGUGUUCUCCACAUCCAUGCGCCCGUUGCGUUGGAUACUGGGCAGGUGGGAACUAUAGGUUCCUCAUGAAGUGUGGAUGCGUCUUCCCCAACCCUGAAGAAGACCAAGUCUACCUUUACGACGCUUGGAGCGAGGAGAUGGAUGAUGGCAAGCGUAGAUACUUCCGUCGAUGCCUUCGUUGCUGCUUCAAGGGUCAAUCGUGCCAUGUGAUCCCAGAGAGCUUCGAUAGCGAGGUUGAGCGCGUUUGUCGGCUGCUCCCCAUCGUUUCCGGCGAGAAGACGGCCAAAAGGGUCACCAACCCUGAUUACGACCCCAAGGACCCCGCCUCGCUCAAGGUGAUUGAGAAGGAUAUCACUAUGGACGAAAGAAUCCGUAUGGACGCGGAGAUGCGCAACAUCUGUCAGAAGAUCACCAGGAAGCUCAAUUCCGAUUAUUCCCCUCAUGCCGACCAUUUGGCCCUUCACAACGGUACUUUCGACGUCGAUGCGUCUCCCCAGUCUGACUUGCGCGCAAAAAAGCGCGAGAGAGGCAAGAAGGAUGUGCUUGCUCGUCAAGAGGCCGGUCGGCGCAUGCUCGACUCCACUGUGGACGAUUUGGUGAAGCAGGCCUCUCCUGCAGCCGGUCCGGCCAAGAGAAAGAGAACUGGUGGGCGCUUUGUGGGUGAUUCUGGCAGCGUUGCUUCCCGCAUUAGGGAUCUCAAGGCUCAGCAUGCGGUCUUGGUGGCCCUCCGCGCAGAUACUCCUCGCAAUGCUCGUAAGGACAUUACCGCGCGCAUCAAGGCGGUGGAGAAGGAGAUCAAGGCUGCUGAGAAGGAGUUGUAGCCUUCUGUGGGUUCGUUCUGAACCGUCUGGGCUGAAAAGCCCCUCUUUGGCCCAUAGUGGCCUGGAUUACCCUGGCGUUAGGUUUCGUGGUUUCGUCCGGUUCUUUUCUACAGAUACCCCCUUCAAUUGAUCUGGUUUGGCUUGUGAGCAAGCCCGGCGGCCACUUUUGGCCAAAAUCCGAGUCUUUUGAUGCUUUCCUCGUGAUAUUUGGUAAUCUUGGGUUGCCCAGUGCUAUUUCGAAUAGGCAUAGGGCUUUAUAGGGUAUUCUGGGUCACAAUAGCCCUAAAUAGCCCAUUAUUUUUUUGGCAUUUUAUAGCAAAUCCGCCUUAUUAUUACUUGCAAUCGAACGUUUCCUAAGGCCUCUUCACAAC
Molecule: messenger RNA, 1634 nt
Organism: Aaosphaeria arxii CBS 175.79
Lineage: Eukaryota; Fungi; Ascomycota; Dothideomycetes; Pleosporales
Exons: 5
Coding region: 400-1263 (287 amino acids)
Source: RefSeq, a predicted model, not a curated record